GGUUGGUGUUCCCUUAACCCCCUCUCCUUUCCAAAAAAAAAUGAAAAAUGAAAAAUAUUUCGGCAUCUUGUAUGCCGCGAGGAUUAACGGAAGUUCAACAUCUUUGUCGUACCCGGUCCUUUUGCCACGUAAGAUGGAGUAACUAGCUCUGAUAUUUUACCAAGUACUAGCGUCAUCGUUCUCAUUUCAAAAUCUUAUCCAGCAGUCAGCAUUUCCCUCUCAGUACCAAACCAGUGGAGAUAGGUUUUCUGUAACUCGUACCAAUUCCCGGUAUGGCAGCUAAAGCCAUGCCAUUACAUCUUCUAUCUUCUUUCUCAUCUAACAAUUCUCAAUUGAAACUCUCAAACAUCAAAAUCUCAUUUACAACUUCUUCUAAAACCCUAAGGGUUCAAUGCUUAAAAAGGUCUAUAAGGACAGGAAAACAAAGAUAUCCAUCAGAAAAGAAGAAACUCCGAAGAAUAAAGAGAGAAAACCCAAUUUCUGAAAUUGAAAAUAAAGAUGAAGGUUUUUGGAGGUUAUCUAAACUUGGAGUUGUUGUUCAUAAGGAUCCUGGUAAAGAUUAUCUUGGUAUAUGUGAUGCUCUUCUUGAAGCCAUUGCUAAAGUCCUGGAAUUCCCGGUUUCUACCAUGUUGCCGGCAGAACCAUUUACUGUUGUGCGGAAGUCUUUUGACGCCAGAAAGUUGUUGAAGGAGCCCAAAUUCGUAUAUACUGUGGACAUGGAUGUUAAAAAGCUCUUGGAUUUGGAACCUCGUACAUGGGACUUCAUCUCUCAGCUAGAACCGAAAGUUGGGCUCAUAGAGCAUAUGCUUCAAGAAAGAGAUUCUGGUGAUUUGAUAAGUGUAAUAAACAAUGCUAAGAAGAACCGUAACCUUCAAACCAAGACAAAGCCAAAAAUUGCUGUGGUGGGAAGUGGGCCAGCAGGUCUGUUUGCUUCGCUUGUGCUUGCAGAACUUGGUGCAGAUGUUACCUUAAUAGAAAGGGGUCAAGCAGUUGAAAGAAGAGGGCGUGAUAUUGGUGCCUUGGUGGUUCGUCGGAUUCUUCAGAAGGAAAGCAAUUUUUGCUUUGGGGAGGGUGGUGCAGGUACCUGGAGUGAUGGAAAAUUGGUCACUAGAAUAGGAAGGAACAGUGACAGUGUGAUGGCAGUUAUGAAAACUCUUGUUCACUUUGGAGCUCCAGAAAAUAUCUUAGUCGAUGGGAAACCUCACUUGGGAACGGAUAGGUUGAUUCCACUUUUACGCAAUUUCCGGCAACACCUACAAGAUCUAGGCGUUACUAUCAAGUUUGGCACAAGAGUUGAUGAUCUGCUUGUAGAAAACGAACAGGUUGUCGGAGUCAGAGUUUCUGAUGCAACAAAUGAAUUGCAUGCUGAUAGCCAAAAUUUGAGAUAUGAUGCAGUUGUUCUAGCCGUAGGGCAUUCUGCUCGCGAUGUUUAUGAAAUGCUUGUUCCUUAUAAUGUGCGCAUGGUUCCCAAAGAUUUUGCAGUCGGGUUGCGGGUUGAGCAUCCUCAAGAAUUAAUAAAUAACAUCCAGUACUCUGCAUUGGCUACUGAAGUUCGCAAAGGACGUGGAAAAGUACCAGUUGCAGACUAUAAAGUUGUCAAGUAUGUUGAUAACAUAAACAACGAGGAAGCCACUAAAUCAAGGGAAACAAGUCGUAGUUGUUAUUCCUUCUGCAUGUGCCCAGGAGGACAGGUUGUUCUCACCAGUACAAAUCCAUCAGAACUCUGUAUCAAUGGUAUGUCAUUUUCUCGCCGCUCGUCCAAAUGGGCAAAUGCAGCACUUGUUGUCACUGUCACAUCAAAGGACUUUGAUACUUUGAAUCUCCAUGGGCCUCUUGCUGGAGUUGAGUUUCAGAGGGAAUUCGAGAGAAGAGCAGCCGCAAUGGGAGGGGGAAGUUUUGUUGUGCCUGGGCAGACAGUCGAAGAUUUUCUUAAUAACAAACUAUCAGAAACCUCUUUGCCAUCAUCAAGUUAUCGGCUGGGAGUGAAAGCAGCGAAACUCCAUGAAUUGUUCCCCACUCAUGUCACAGAGGCUUUACAGCAUGCAAUCUCAAUGUUUGAAAGAGAGUUACCGGGCUUUAUUUCAAGAGAUGGGCUUCUUCAUGGAGUCGAGACGAGGACAAGCUCUCCUAUUCAGAUUUCUCGUGAUGGAGAUACCUAUGAGAGUGUAUCAUUGAAAGGAUUAUAUCCUAUUGGAGAAGGUGCUGGUUAUGCUGGUGGGAUUGUAAGUGCUGCUGUUGAUGGCUUAUAUGCUGGCUUUGCUGUGGCCCAAAACUUAGGUCUUUGUGAGGGCGGAAUAGAUUCAGUUUUGGGGAAGGCUCAGAAGAGCACUGGAUUUGUCAAGUACUGAUGUGGUUUCGGGAAUUCACAGUUAGUAUCAACAGUUUCUGGUUGUUUUUUCUGACGAAUAUCACUAAUUUUGCUUCAAAGGGAGGUUUUUUAAAUGAGGGAUGCGUCAUGGGCGUCCAGGUAGUUGUCAAAAACUGAUCAAACCUUAUGAAUAUUAAUGUGUUUCUUGCGAAAUAGAAAAGUGGAAAAGAAAACACAAAGUAAAAGACAAAAAGAAGGGAGAAAUUUCUAUUCAUCAAUGUAUAGAAUCCAAAGGUUUAUGACUCAAAGGCCUAUUCCUACGCAGGCAUAUGGCAUUCAUCAAGUUCUGCCACAUAUGC
Molecule: messenger RNA, 2667 nt
Organism: Papaver somniferum (opium poppy)
Lineage: Eukaryota; Viridiplantae; Streptophyta; Magnoliopsida; Ranunculales; Papaveraceae
Exons: 13
Coding region: 273-2348 (691 amino acids)
Molecular function (GO): FAD binding
Source: RefSeq, a predicted model, not a curated record